AUGACUGCCGUGGCCACUUUGUCAUUGCCGAUACAGCCGGACAUCUCCCGGAAAGGACGUCUAGCAAACUGGAAAGAAAUUCCUUCCAUAUUGUGCGUUACCUUGAUAGUCCCAAGAGAGAAAGUCAAAGUCAUCACAGAGGUCGACACCAGGGAGAUCGGAACACCUAUUAUGCAAUGCUUGAUACAGUCGUCUAUGAGCUACAAGUCUAAGAGAUGGCAGAAUAUCUUUUCCGUGAUUCAGAUCUCCUUCGGCAACCUUUCCACAACAGGGACCCGAUACACGGACUCAUUCCAAGUUAAUAUUGAAGAGGAUCAACUCAGGUGGCGCGGUACCUCCCCUCUCUUAGUGUUAUUUCUGGUCCCGACCUGGACACUGUUGCUGGAGCCACAAGAUGCAAAGAUUGCCUUUGGUAUUCAAAGCACGCCAGAUGCUGCACGCACUUUCAUAAGUGCUUUGGGAGUAGAGAUGAAUAUCUUCGAGACAACCUUGGGAGAUGAGAAAAGCGUCUUCUUCACCAGAUUUGCUCCGAACCAGAAGGAUGAUUCUUCCCUAAUGCUACAUCCAAGCUCAAGAAAAUCAGGUCCAAGCACAGAAAAAUCUGGUGUUAGUAGCACAAUCUCUGCGAAUAUCGAUCUUGCAACACUGAAAUUGACUACUCUGACUUGCCGGCUCUAUAUGCUCUCUAGCGAUCUCCAGAGGGCAUUGCAAAGCGGUGGCGCAGUCCAGACUAGCCAGAAGUCACCAUGCACCUUCUUUGAAACCGUUGGUCCGAACUCUAUACCGAUCGUUUUUCACUUUCCCGCACCUGUUAUCAGAAUGAAAAGCAGAACCAGAAUUGCUCGUAAGUCUUUGUACAUUGAGGUCGAAGCGCCACUAGCGGAUGUCACAAUCUGGAAAGACUUUCCAGCCUACCUCUAUCCAGUCCUUUUGACCCGCAAUAUCCCCAUCUUGUGGAAUAUGUCGCGUCUAAACUUGGAAUGCUUGCCAAUUAUUGACACCUCGAAGAAGGUAGAGAUACAAUGGCUCAACACACAUAUUGGCGGGAUGUUCAAUACGAGAGAACGCCAGCUAAAGGCCCAAGCAACGGCUGCCACUGCCAAGAGAGAUGUUCGUUUCGCGUUCAGGGACUCUUUGCUUACGCUUUUCAUGCUUUUCACUGGUCUCCAAGGCCACAAAUCACACAUUACUACCCUUAACAACCCUACAGGUGGCGGCGUACACGUGAUUAUUCUCGUUAACAGUUUGAAACUCGACCUUAGCAAUCGAACAGUGUUCCUUGACUGCGCCAUGCUGCCCCUCACACGUAAGCUCAUGCCACAACUGGGCCUGUUCCUCCGCGACUUUUCCGGUCUGGAGGUCUGCCACAUCGAGGUUGAUACUGAUGAGAUGCAACUAUGGAGGCAGAAUUUGCCUGCGAUGGUGGAACGCUGUCGAUCGUGGUCGCAUCAAGCUUGCUGCGAAUACCGCGCUCAAGGCCGCAUUCCUCUAUCCAUAGAAAAUGGUCACCAGGUUAUUUGUUCUUGUGGAAAUGGGAAGUUUCCGACAGAUUUCAUUGAUGGAAUUCCGCAUUGGAAGUCGAUUUCGCGGUACUUUGUACGGGCUGCUAUAUCCCUAUGCUUCUCGGCCGCAUUUUCAGAGCAGUUGGUUGAUUUGAAUAUCUUCAGGGAGAAGCUUUAUCCCAUGCCUCCAUGA
Messenger RNA from Botrytis sinoallii, 1695 nucleotides. RefSeq lists its product as uncharacterized. NCBI's taxonomy places the organism in Eukaryota, Fungi, Ascomycota, Leotiomycetes, Helotiales, Sclerotiniaceae. The coding region runs from base 1 to 1695 and encodes 564 amino acids. The record is from RefSeq and is a predicted model, not a curated record. The transcript has a single exon.